Messenger RNA from Protomyces lactucae-debilis, 930 nucleotides. Its product is annotated as succinate-CoA ligase. Gene Ontology annotation, biological process: tricarboxylic acid cycle. Gene Ontology annotation, cellular component: mitochondrion; succinate-CoA ligase complex (ADP-forming). The transcript has a single exon. Gene Ontology annotation, molecular function: succinate-CoA ligase (ADP-forming) activity; succinate-CoA ligase (GDP-forming) activity. The record is from RefSeq and is a predicted model, not a curated record. The coding region runs from base 1 to 930 and encodes 309 amino acids. NCBI's taxonomy places the organism in Eukaryota, Fungi, Ascomycota, Taphrinomycetes, Taphrinales, Protomycetaceae.
AUGAGCGAUAGAGCACAGCGGACGAGAUCUCUUGAUUUAACUUCCGAAACACGAGUCAUCUAUCAAGGGUUCACAGGAAAGCAAGGUACCGUCAAUGCAAUGCAGACCAUUGCAUAUGGCACAAAUGUCGUGGGUGGCGUAUCCCCUGGAAAAGGCGGGUCUACUCAUUUGGAUCUACCUGUAUUCGGCACAGUGAAAGAAGCUGUUCAAAACGUACAGCCUGAUGCUACGGCCAUCUUUGUUCCAGCAUUUCUCGCUGCAGGCGCAAUCAUGGAGGCAAUCGAGAAUGAAAUCCCUCUGAUUGUGUCUGUUGCAGAAGGCAUACCGGUCCAUGACAUGCUUCGCGUCCACGAGAUGCUCAAAACAACGACAAGGUCGCGCUUGGUGGGACCUAAUUGCCCCGGUGUCAUUGUUCCCUCUGCCAGGUGCAGGAUUGGCAUUAUGCCCUACCAGCAAUUCAAGGCAGGACGUAUCGGCAUUGUUUCAAAGAGUGGGACGCUUUCCUAUGAAGCUGUUGGUGAGACGACGAGAUUAGGCUUAGGGCAAAGUCUUGUGGUUGGCAUGGGUGGCGAUAUGCUGCCAGGUACAUCUCUCGUCGAGGGCUUGCGGUUGUUUGCCGACAGAGCUGAUACGGAAGCAAUGGUGUGUCUCGGUGAGAUUGGUGGCGCGGCGGAACUCGACGCAGCAGAGUUUGUGCGUGAGUACAAUGCUCGGCUAGGCAAGGAUGCGAAACCCGUCGUUGCGAUGGUGGCAGGUUGGACGGCACCUGAGGGACGCGUCAUGGGGCAUGCAGGUGCUUUGCGUAUGGCAGGUGAGCUGACGGCUGAAGAGAAGACCAAAGCAUUGAGAGAUGCUGGCUGCCAUAUUGCAUCGCAUACAGGGCAGAUUGGUGAAAUGCUGCAAGCUCUGUUGAAUAGAAGAGGGGCAUAA